AUGUACAACGCGCGAGCGCGCGUCCCCGCCUCACGCAGCUCGCGACUCGCGCAUCCCCAGUCCGCACGACACACGACACACGGAUGGGGAUACGUAAACACAGGGGCCCAGCCGGACGAGAAGCAUGCUUUCUGCUGGUUUUCUUCUGCGUUUCCUUCAUGUGGGCAUCCUACCUUGCCCGUCUUGUAUGAUCCUUCAGACGAUCUCUCACUUGAUCUCCCAGGCCUCUCUCCUCUCACUGCGGUCAGAUAUGACCAUCAAAUCCAGCUGGAUCGUCGACCUCCGCGUGUUCCUGACUCUGCUUCGAACUACCACAGUGCUGCCCAGACAGCACCGGGCGCCUUUGCCACCGCGGCCACCUCCGACGCAUACUACCCGCUCCAGGGAUACUUACAUUCUGAGGUGGGAUCGUCUCGCAUACGAGCUGGGGAAAUCGACGAGCAGAGGGAGGAACUAACAGUGAUAGAUAUCAUGAUUAUCGGACUACGGACGACGCCAUACGUUACAUCAUCUCAACUCUAUCUACCGGCGUCUCGUACGGAGCUAGGUCUGGAAGUCUGGCUUACGGACCGUUAUCCACUGAGUCACCUCAAGUUUCAGCUAGUAUUCCGAGUGGAUGACGCGAGGCUAAGCGACGAGAGGGAUCUCUGGCGUCAAGCCGGCGUCAACGGAGUGCCUCCACCGCGCGGAGACCUUAGCCAGACCUCAUGGAGGCCUUCAGGAGGCCUCUACAGCUUUUCGGGAGGCUUGUUUGCUCUGCGAGGGGGUGCCGACCCCUCCACAGACUUUUGGGCGCUUAUUAUUCCAGCAGCCACAUUCCGUAUUUCCUUACGGAACGUCAUCCAGUAA
Epithele typhae is the source of this 849-nucleotide messenger RNA. RefSeq lists its product as uncharacterized. The transcript has 8 exons. The record is from RefSeq and is a predicted model, not a curated record. NCBI's taxonomy places the organism in Eukaryota, Fungi, Basidiomycota, Agaricomycetes, Polyporales, Epitheliaceae. Bases 1 to 849 code for a protein of 282 amino acids.